GUUUGCUCCUUGCAGUCAUUUUUAUAUUUUCUUCCCUCUUUAAUAAUUUAAUUGAAAAUGAAAGUUUAUGCCAAAGCAAAGAACAUAUGUACGCGCGGCUCCCGUAUAUAUAACACGUUCUCGCCAAAAUGAAAACUUUGAUUUAUCUAUAGAGCUGGUGGGUUGCCCGCCGCUCUCAUAUACCUAAUGCUUUUUCACAUGAAUCUUUUGAAAGUUUUGUCGAAUAGUUCUGGAAUAAAUCAGCUGUGCCACCAACUUUAGCAUACCAGAAUUCGCCUUGAUACGUCCCUAAUUUCUCCAAGCAGAAACAGCUGAAGCAAAGCGAAUUCACACAUUAAUAGCAAUAAUUUCUGUAGCAAAAUUAAUUUUUCAUAAUUUCAAAUAAAUGUCUCAAAUAAUUAUUGAUCAAUUGACACACGCGCAAAAGGUGCGUAUUUUAUAUAAAACCAUUUUACGUUUACACAGAGGACUGCCAGAGGAACUGCGAGACCUAGGUGACAAAUACGCUCGCGAUGAAUUCCGGCGACAUCUUCAAUGUUCACCAAUGGAGGCGCAACUCUUUAUGACGGAAUGGGCUAAAUACGCCGUGACCAUUACCUCACAAUUGGGACUUAAAGGUAAAUCAAUGGGUACAAUUGGUGGUGAAUUGGACUCCAACACAGUGGAAAUGUUAAAAGAAGAUCAAGUUAUUCAAUUGUAUGAAUUAAUGUUAGCUGCGAAGGGUCUUGAAGGUGAUACGAUUACAGCCAAAGACAUACAUAACAGCAAAUAAACGAUUGGCUUUUAUAUCUUUCGAAUGAUGUAUUUAAAGCGUU
This is a messenger RNA of Ceratitis capitata (Mediterranean fruit fly), 815 nucleotides long. It is a transcript of the gene Sdhaf3, whose product is annotated as succinate dehydrogenase assembly factor 3, mitochondrial. The record is from RefSeq and is a predicted model, not a curated record. Bases 386 to 772 code for a protein of 128 amino acids. Gene Ontology annotation, cellular component: mitochondrion; mitochondrial intermembrane space. The transcript has 3 exons. NCBI's taxonomy places the organism in Eukaryota, Metazoa, Arthropoda, Insecta, Diptera, Tephritidae. Gene Ontology annotation, biological process: succinate metabolic process; mitochondrial respiratory chain complex II assembly.